CCAGCAUUCACUGCACCCAGCGCAACUGCCAAAGGCACAUCUGCAUGAACAUGGCUAAAUCACCUCACAGUCAACAUUCACAUUGCGGCUAGAGACGAGACUUUCCAGGCAGCGUGUUCGUGGAAAUCAUAUCUACACACAGUCAUCGAAUCAGUCCUGAUACGGAAACUUUGCUCGCGAUGGACGAUGCAGCUGAAAAGUCUACUGAGCUCCCAGGAGCGCCAUCCAACAUAUCUGCUGGGCGGAGGACCAGUGAGCGGCCUGGUACACCGGCUACGGCGACCUCAGAAGCACCAACGUUGAUACGGGAGUUUCGGACAGAGCCCAAAUGGCUCGACAGAGAUCAUGAGAAAACUGGUGGCAGUGAAGCCGCGGACUGGCGAAAGGAAUUCGUGAAAGUGAUUGAGGAGUACACCAAAGACAUGACCACGACUGAACGCACAGAGUUCUUUGAGGCCUGCAUAACUCGAAAUAAGGAUCGCUAUAUUCAGACCUUUGCCGCAUAUUACGGAAUGCAUCCAGAGCACAUUCCUGAUCGCCCGGGAGGAGUAAAGAGCACCAAGAAGGAGCGGGACGGCAUGGUCGAGAGCCCAGAAGUGUUUGAGAAACAAAAGAAGCUCUUCAAGACAACAUGGCUUAGAACCAAUGAAGAAGAUCCCUUCUGUUCGAAGCAAGCCCCUCUAAACGAAGUUACAACUGGGCCCAGGAACGAGUCGGAUCCAUGCGCAGAGCCACCGAACUGCCAGCACUGUAGGAAAGGCGAGCAGAAGCAGAAGUGGCUCGCCCCAAUCAAGAGUAUCAGGAAGGCACUAUCGAAGAAGUCUCAAGUCCAGCUCGGUGUUACUCCAGCUACGAUCCUGCAGGACGACGUUACAGUGUCAACGGCUCGUCUUCCCAGGGCUUCCAUCAAAGAUGAGGAUAUUAGCGGUCGUUCGUCGCUCAAAGAGCUGUCGACACCGCGGGGCAGACCUCCGAUGUGGCCUCCUACAGAACAUGCACAGCAUGUCGAGCAGCAGGCCUAGCAGCCGAUCCACAUCAAGGGUCACAGGUAGAAUACAGCUCCAGAAGGUAUGCCUACUGCGGUCUGAAAGUAUGCCAAUACUUCCACCAACCAGGAUUCCACGCAGACUCGAAAAUCCCACGCCCCAAGACUGCAUGCGAUAUUCCUGACUACGACAUUGCUCUUUCUAUGCUCUCCUGGACCCGAUCAGCACAGGUCCUCACUUCGGAGCAUGGAAUGAAGACCGAGCAUUGAUUGAGACACAUCGAAACCAUGUUGCAUUGAGCAGAACAUCACACGAAGGAGGGCGCAAUACAUGGGACUCGAGCGAAAGCAAACCAUGAGUCUGGAGAAGGCACCAAAGUACAUCGACAUGUUCUAAAGAGCUCAUAACGUACAUACACGGGCCUUGAAAUAAAUAAAUUUCAAC
Messenger RNA from Sphaerulina musiva SO2202, 1430 nucleotides. RefSeq lists its product as uncharacterized. NCBI's taxonomy places the organism in Eukaryota, Fungi, Ascomycota, Dothideomycetes, Mycosphaerellales, Mycosphaerellaceae. The record is from RefSeq and is a predicted model, not a curated record. The transcript is spliced from 2 exons. The coding region runs from base 180 to 1022 and encodes 280 amino acids.